This is a messenger RNA of Volvox carteri f. nagariensis, 2274 nucleotides long. RefSeq lists its product as uncharacterized. The coding region runs from base 1 to 2274 and encodes 757 amino acids. The transcript has 7 exons. The record is from RefSeq and is a predicted model, not a curated record. NCBI's taxonomy places the organism in Eukaryota, Viridiplantae, Chlorophyta, Chlorophyceae, Chlamydomonadales, Volvocaceae.
AUGACUGCAGGAGCGGGAGUGGCUUUCGUUCUCUCUGGCCUGUUUGGGCCACUUCCCAUUGUCUCGACUUUUGCCAGCUGGAUUCACGCUUGCAUAACAUAUGUGCACAGCAUCAAGGAGCUGCAGCAGCUUGGAAUUGGCUCCGCAUCGGUCAAGAAUUCACACGCCCUCAUGGAAGUUUUACUCCUGUCCAUCUGGAAGGUAAUGAAUGUCAAGCAGCACGUGCCCGAUCAUCCCUGUGUGCUGCUGUGGGUUCGCGGGGAUACGACCCAUGUCACGGAGGACAGCGUCGGAAAGACCGUGCUGAGCUGGUCGGAUACGUACUUUGCCCAGGUAGUUCCCCUGCAUGCGGCGCCCAGCUGCCCCAGCGGCUUUCGGCCCAAGGAGUGCAAGUUCAAGGUGCAGCAACGGGGCAAGACCCUGGCCAAGACCGCCUUGGUGGACAUGACCAAGUAUUGCAGCGACACGGGGCAGGCGAGGGAACAAACUGUGUCACUGCCGCUGCAGCCAAGCGGGACUCUGUAUUUCGUCAUUAGCACCGCACCGGCCUCGGAGCAACAACAACAACAACAUCAGCAGCAGCAGCAUUUAAACGAGGACAGGCCGUCGUCUCAAAGCUUCUUAAAGAACCUAAUGCGCGUGAGCCUCUCGCCCGGUGUGGGCGGCGGUGGCGGUGGCGGCGGCAGUGCGAUGGCGACAUCAGUGACGGGGGGUUCCGACGGCGGCUGUGGCGCGGGGGGCGGAGGGAGCCCCGCCCUCUUCCCCGAUAGCGGCGGCAGGCAGGGUCACAAUCAGGUCCAGGACGCGGUAAACUGUGCGGCCAAGUACGGCGGCGCCGCAGCCGGCGCAGUAUCCGCCCUGGCGGCGGCGGUGGCGCCGACAGUAUCGUCGGGGCAGGUCAGAGCGUGGGGUGCGACGCCGGUCCCGGAUACGGUGGCAUCCACGCCGGACGGUGACGGCGACAGGCCGUCGACGUCGGGUCGUGGACAGCAUCACCAGCGGAAGCCGUCCGGCGGCCCCGCAGGAACCUGGGUGGGGGGUCUCGCGGCGGCGGCGGCGGCAUCAGGCGGCAAGACGCCAUCGCCGCAGCAGGACCUGGGAGCCGACGGCGGGUACGAGAAGAGCCAUGGUCUGGGCGUGUUUAAGCGCAAAACCGGCACCGGCGGUGGCGGAAGUGCCAACAAGCCGGGGACGACGGCAUUUGCAGCUGCCAGCGGUGCCGCUGCCGCCGCAACGGCCGCCGUGACGUCGGCCAUCGUGCCGCGGCGAAACGGCGGCGGCGGUGGGUCGACGCCGGCGGCGGCGGCGGCAGCGGCUCUGCACUCGCGCUUGAGCUCUCUGCGCAAGUCCGACAGCGAAAGCAUCAUUCCUCAGGCCGCCGCCGUCACCAUCGAUCUACGAGCCUCCUGGGAUGAGCAGGCGGAGAGGUCAUUGUCGCAGGCUGUGCUGACGGCGGGCGGCGGUGCCGGCGCCGGCAGGCGCGUCCGGGCCAGUGGCAGCGGCUACGCCUCCGCCGUCGUCGCCGCCAGCCAGCGAGCGAUCCACAGCUUCACGGGCACCACUCCCGUCGCCGGAGGCCGAGGCCCUGGGCCCAUGUCUUCGCCGCUGAAUGUACAGCUCCCGCCGGCGGUGCUAGACAGCGUACGGAACCUUGCGCGGCCCAGCGGCGCGGCGAGCACCUGCAGUGAUAUCGUUGCUAGCGCGGGUAAGGGUGGUGGCGGCGGUGGUGGCGCCGCCGUCGGAGGCGGCGGCGGCUGGGGCACCUGGCUCCGCAGCGGCUUGGGCUGGGGUCGUUCGUCCAACCAUUCCGUCGCCCGAACGUCGACGGGAGCAAUUAGUCAGGUGUCGCUGGCCAAUGGCGGCGCCGCUGCUGCCGGUGAGUACGGCGGUGGUGGCGCUGGCGGCGAGAUGUCGGCGCUGGAAGCCGCCAUCAUGGGUGCCACGGAGGCGGUUGAAUUACGGGAGCUUGCACUGGAUCUACUUCAUGAACGGGAAGAAUGGCGGUCUCGCGCACUGGCGGCGCAAGACGCAUUGGGCCGGGCGCAGACGGCCCGUGGGUCAGCUUUGCGUGAGGCACAACGACUGGAGUUACGGCUUCGGCAGUACCAGGACGAACUGGGACGCCGUACGGACGGUUCGCUUCUUCAGGAGCUCGUUGAAGCCAAGGUUCGAAUUGCAGACCUGGCAAAUGAGAACAUGAAGCUGCGGCGGCAGAUUACCCACAUGGGCCCGCUCUUUUAUGACGACAGCGGCGACGAUGACGGCCGAGCUUAA